Messenger RNA from Chenopodium quinoa (quinoa), 5631 nucleotides. Its product is annotated as formin-like protein 20. The record is from RefSeq and is a predicted model, not a curated record. The coding region runs from base 1 to 4776 and encodes 1591 amino acids. Lineage: Eukaryota; Viridiplantae; Streptophyta; Magnoliopsida; Caryophyllales; Amaranthaceae. The transcript is spliced from 17 exons.
AUGGCGCUGUUUCGUCGAUUCUUCUAUAGGAAGCCACCUGAUCGGCUUCUCGAAAUUUCUGAGCGAGUUUUCGUGUUUGAUUGCUGCUUCUCCACGGAUGUGUUGAAUGAAGAUGAGUACACAGAAUACCUUGGUGGUAUUGUAACACAGCUACAGGACUACUACCCAGAUGCCUCAUUUAUGGUGUUUAACUUUAGAGAAGGGGAUCGAAGGAGUCAUAUUGCUGAUAUAUUGUCUGAGUAUGAUAUGACGGUUAUGGAAUAUCCUCGUCAAUAUGAGAAAUGUCCUUUGCUUCCCCUGGAAAUGGUUCACCACUUCCUGCGCUCCAGUGAGAGCUGGCUGUCAUUGGAGGGACAGCAAAAUGUAUUGCUGAUGCACUGUGAAAGAGGUGGCUGGCCUGUCCUUGCUUUUAUGCUUGCAGGUCUUCUUUUAUAUAGAAAGAACUAUUCCGGUGAGCAAAAAACACUUGAAAUGGUCUACAAGCAGGCCUCGAGGGAACUACUUCAGCUUUUAUCUCCUUUAAACCCACAACCUUCACAACAGAGAUAUCUUCAGUAUAUAUCCCGAAGAAGUUUAGGCUCUGAUUGGCCUCCUUCUGACACACCUCUCAUUCUAGACUGUUUAAUACUUAGAGUCCUUCCUUUGUUUGAUGGGGGUAAAGGCUGCAGACCAGUAGUUCGUGUUUAUGGGCAGGACCCUUUAACAAAAUCUAGCAGAAGUACAAAGCUGUUAUUUUCAUCUUUAAAGACCAAAAAACAGGUUAACCACUAUUCAGAGACAGAGUGUCUCUUGGUAAAAUUGGAUAUUCGUUGCCGUGUUCAAGGGGAUGUGGUUUUGGAAUGCGUCCAUCUAUUUGAUGAUUUAGCAAGGGAGGAAAUUAUGUUCAGAAUUAUGUUUCACUCUUCCUUUAUUCGGUCAAACAUUUUGUCUCUUAGCCGUGAAGAAGUCGAUAUCUCAUGGGAUGCAAAGGAUCAAUUUUCUAAAGACUUCAAAGCAGAGGUACUCUUUUCGGACGUUGGAGCAGUUCCAGUUAUAACCACUGAGCUAAAAAGUGAUGAUGACAAUGAAUUUGAUAGUGCUUCACCAGAGGAAUUUUUUGAAGCUGAAGAGAUAUUCAGUAAUGCUGUUGAUGCUCAAGAUGGGAAGACUGAUUUGGAUUCUCCUUUAAUUCAUGAUAGUUCUGCCAAUGAAGUCGGUAAUGGAGGACAGAAAGAGGAUAGAGAGCCACCUGCAUUUGUAGAUUGUGCACCAGAAGCAGGUGCUCGUAGACGCAACUCAAAAGGACUAUUGGAGCUUGAAGCAGUGAAGGAUAUAAGCCUGGAUGAUUGGAGUAAAACAUUGCAUCGCGAUGUUGAGUCUGAUCCUAAUGCUGUCAAAGACAUUCUCAUGGAUGAUACAAAUCAGAAAGAAGAUGUUAAAUGGGCUGUGGAUGAUAUCAUUUUGCAUGAAGAGAAACAUAAACAUGAGGUACACUAUGAUCUGAAUGAGGUGAAGGACAUUGCUUUGGAUGGUCAAGAUAAAGAGGCAGACACGACGAUUGUGGUUUCAGAUGUGCUCAUAAAGCAGGAUAUCAAGACUGAUUUUGUAGAUGACAACAUGGUGGGGGAGCUGGAUAGCAAACAAACUGUAGAGGACUGGGAAACAGAAAAGAGGUCAGAUAGCAAUAGUCCACAGCGAAAGUUGUGUGGUGAUGCUACUAAGCUAAAACAAGAGAAAGUCUUGCAACCUUCACCCAAAAGGCCCCCUACAUUUAACCAAAAGUCAGCUUCUGAUUCUGCUUUGGGCAAGCACAGAGGAAAACAGCAAGAGGCAGCAGGGGAUAAGUCUGGAAAGCAAAAACCAACUGAACAUCGGUGGAUACCUUCAAACAAAGGCUCCUACACCAAUUCCAUGCAUGUGGCUUAUCCAUAUGCCCGGGUAAACAGUGCACCACCUUCUCUAGGAAGUACAAAAAAUCAAGUGAAGGACUCUGGUUCUGUUGGUAAAUUGAAGGAUCGUGCUGCCAGCACUGAUCUUGGGUUUGUUGCUUCUAGUAUCGAUAGACGUCUGCAUAAAUUUCAGGAUGUAAAGUCCGUAAAACCUGUCGAAUCUGCAAAAGUUUCUCGCCUUGAAACUCCUGAUGAUGGGCUUAGCCAAGAAGUUUCUAGCCCUAUAUGCUCUCCUCGCUCAGAUUCCUCAUCUUUGGUUGAUCCAUCCUCUCACACUUCAGCCGAGUCUCAUGAACUUAAAGAAGAAACAAAUGCACCCUUACCCUUGCCUCCCCUAUCUACUGUACAAUCUUCAUCAUAUAUCCCAGCUGUAGAGGUUUUACCACUACAAAGACCUCCGCCACCUCCACCCCCACCUCCACCUCCACCACCACCUCUUGUAACUUCCUAUGUCAAUUUUAAACCGUCCUCUUCAAUGCCUCCUCAACCAUUGCCUCCUGAUUCUGCUAAACAAUGUGGAGUUACAACCAUGCCUCAACUGGCACCACCCCCUCCACCACCACCUCCGCCUCCCCCUUAUUCGAGAGUCGCACCUUCACCAUCACCCCAAACGAUCCCAGCAACUGCACCCCCACCGCCGCCACCGCCACCGCCACCUUCUAGUUCAAGUAGAAUGUCGGCACCUUCUUUUUCACCCCCUCCACCUCCUGUAUAUGGUGCUCCUACUCCUUCCAUCCGAGUAGCCACACCACCACCACCUCCACCUCCCCCUCCUGGACGCGAAAUGCCAUUCCCUUCCUAUGGAGUGACUUCCUUACCGCCUUCUUAUGGAGCCGCUCCACCUCCACCACCACCUUUCGGGGGUAAAGCCCCUUCCCCACCUCCUCAACCUCAUGGGGGCCAGGCCCCUCCACCACCACCGCCACCGCCACCACUACCUUUCGGGGGUCGAGGCCCUCCCCCACCACCGCCAACUCCUGGGUGCCGAGCCCCUCCCCCACCACCGCCACCUCCCAGAUCACCUACCCCACCACCACCACCACCACCACCGCUACCUCCUGGAGGCCGAGCCCCACCCCCUCCACCGCUACCUCCUGGAGGCCGAGCCCCACCCCCUCCUCCACCACCUCCUGGAGGCCGAGCCCCACCCCCACCUCCGCCACCUCCUGGUGGCCGAGCCCCACCCCCACCUCCUCCACCUCCUGGUGGCCGAGCCCCUCCCCCACCUCCGCCACCUCCAGGUGGCCGAGGCCCUCCCCCACCUCCACCUCCUCCCGGAGGCCGAGGGCCUCCCCCACCUCCUCCACCUCCCGGAGGCCGAGGGCCUCCCCCACCUCCCCCACCUCCUGGUGGAGGCCGAGGGCCUCCCCCACCUCCGCCACCUCCUGGUGGAGGUCGAGGCCCUCCCCCACCUCCUCCUCCAAUGCGUCCAGGAGGACCACCUCCACCCCCUCCCCCUAGAGGUGGUGUUCCAGGUCCUCCUGCACCACCAAGACCUCCAGGAGGUGGACCACCACCGCCUCCGCCAUUUGGUGCGAAAGCCGCUCCAGGUGUACCUAAUGCGCCUCCAGCUCUGGGUAGGGGUCGUGGGCUGCCACGUUCAGCACCAGGAACUGCACCUAAAAAAACACCCCUUAAACCAUUACAUUGGAGCAAAGUGACGAGGGUCUUACAAGGGAGCCUUUGGGAAGAAUUGCAAAGACAGGCAGGGUCCCAAAUUGCUGCAGAAUUUGACGUGUCAGAGAUCGAGAAGCUUUUCUCUAAUCAAGUGUCAAAGCCUGCAAGCGCGGGAGGGAAAUCUGCUGAAAAGAAGAAGGCUGCUGGAUCCAAAUCUGAAGUUGUUCAUCUGAUUGAUCUCAGAAGGGUUAACAACACGGAGAUUAUGCUUACAAAGGUUAAGAUGCCACUCCCUGAUAUGAUGGCUGCAGUACUUGCGAUGGAUGAGUCAGUCUUGGAUGCAGAUCAGGUGGAAAACCUAAUUAAGUUUUGUCCCACUAAAGAGGAGAUGGACACUCUAAAGAACUACACUGGCGAUAGAACAAAGCUGGGAAAAUGUGAGCAGUUUUUUUUGGAGCUCAUGAAAGUGCCGCGGGUGGAGUCAAAAUUACGAGUGUUUUUGUUCAAGAUUCAGUUUAACACACAGGUUACAGAUUUCAAAAAGAGUUUGAAUACUGUAAAUUCUGCAUGUGACGAGGUGCGAAAUUCUAGGAAGUUGAAAGAGAUCAUGCAGUUGAUUCUUAAUCUAGGAAAUUUAUUAAAUUCUGGAACUGCAAGAGGAUCUGCGGUUGGCUUCAAAUUGGAUAGUCUUUUGAAAUUAACAGAUACUCGUGCAACUAACAGCAGGAUGACACUUAUGCAUUAUCUUUGCAAGUUUGUAGCAGAGAAGUUACCUGCACUGUUGGAUUUUCAUGAAGAUCUUCUAAGCCUUGAAGCUGCAACAAAGAUACAAUUGAAGUCCUUGGCAGAAGAAAUGCAGGCUAUAAACAAAGGAUUGGAAAAGGUUAAACAGGAGUUGUCUGCAUCUGUUAAUGAUGGUCCUGUUUCUGAGGUUUUUUGCACGACUCUGAAGGAAUUUGUCGGUGUUGCUGAAGCAGAGGUGGAAUCUGUGAUGAGCCUUUACUCUAUAGCGGGUAGAAAUGCGGAUGCACUAGCCUAUUAUUUUGGUGAAGAUCCUGCUAAGUGUCCUUUCGAGCAAGUUGCACAGACUCUGUUGAACUUCACAAGAUUAUUUCGGAAAGCACACGACGAAAAUUGCAAACAGGCCGAAUUGGACAAGAAAAAGGCCCAAAAAGAGGCUGAAAUGGAGAAGGCAAAAGCAGCCAACCCAUCAAAGAAGAGUGAAACGUAGUUGAAAGAUGUCAGUUCUCUCUCGUGAAGCUCAGAGUUGCACCAUGGAUGUAAAGGCCUUGUGCAGUCUCAGUAACCCAAAAGCAACAUCAAGCUUUUGUUGCCACCAUUUGCAGUGAUAGUGAAAGAUGUUUCGAGGUGAUGCAGAAUGAGAUCCAGUCCAUCCAAGGCCUUGUGAAAGUUUUUGGACUUUUUGUCCACGAAAACCUCGAGUGUGUUCAAGAUGGGAUGCCAUGCAGUCGGUCACAUGUUUGUGGCCGAUUGAAUUUUCAGAUGUAUAUCAUAUCAUCACUGUACAGAUACGCCCGUCCCUCCCAAGGGGUAUUAUCUCACCUUCAACUGCAAAAAAAUGGUCUGUAAAUUCCUGUUAAGAAGGAACGCCGGCAGAUGAUGCUCACUUACCAAUUAUCCUCCGAAGCAGAUGCCAUCAGGAUGGUGACCUCCAAUGCUCAUCUUGUCUUCCUGUGUACCAUGCGACCUUGUACAAAGCUCUAACCUGUAGGUAGGUAGGUGAAAUUUUUUGUACCAUAAUAUGUUUUGUCCCUAAUUUUUUUUCUUCCCAUAUAAUCAAAUAGUUAGUGUUUAGGAUAGGAGGUAUAACAAACAGUUUUGUAUAGAAUUUUAGGGCCAUAGAAAGGGAGUUUAGGAGGUGAGUGGUUUCAGUAUUGUUCAUCAUCCUUCUAUUUCAUUCAAUGUACGUAGUAAUUGUAAUAUAUUGAGAGUGUAGAGUUGGGAGAUGGGAAAUCCCUUGUUUCUCCCAUUCAAAUAAUUAGCAUUUCAGAAGCAGGAUCGGUUUCUCUAAUCUUCUAUUAAGUGCGUGUUUUAAUCUUAGUGGAAUAUUUGAAUAAAUCAUACG